GGAACUCUCUCCUACUACAUCUCAUCAUGGUCCUAUGAUGACGUCCUUACCUGGCAUGAUAGCAAUAAAAGUGAACGGUGAGGACUAUCUUGUAGUAAUCGGUGGACGUGGACCAUCUUCUAAUAAUACUCCACCACAACCUGGUGCCCAGUACAAUGAAGAUGAUGAUAUUCAAAGUUGCAAUGAAGUCCAUAUGUACAGAUUAAAAACUGGUGAAUGGACUUCACCAACUGUCACUGGAGACAGACCACCUCCUAUUGAUCAGUUCACUUUAACAUCAAUAACUAAUACCACUGCUAUAUUGUUUGGUGGUGAGACUGGUAAUAGAUACAGUAAUGAUGUAUAUGUAUUUGAAUUUACUGAUACAUCAGUGAAAUGUAAGAAGUUUUCUAAUCCUGGAGGAUCAGUACAAUGGCCUAAGAAGACAAGUGCUCAUUCCAGU
Messenger RNA from Amphimedon queenslandica, 442 nucleotides. Its product is annotated as kelch repeat-containing protein 2-like. The record is from RefSeq and is a predicted model, not a curated record. The annotation marks the transcript as partial. Lineage: Eukaryota; Metazoa; Porifera; Demospongiae; Haplosclerida; Niphatidae. The transcript has 3 exons. Gene Ontology annotation, molecular function: protein binding.